CCGAACAAAUCUGACGAACGCGCAAAGGAGAACUUAUGAUGUACGACGUUGUCAAGGAUUACACCCCAGCUUUGACGUCUCAGGACGAGGUGGACGCCGAGCUUGAAGGUCUAUAUGUCCGCAUGCUAUCUCUGCGCGCCCUUCGCAACCGUUUUGCGCACAUUUCCCGGCUCCCGGACGAAUUGCUCUGCUCGAUCUUCCUACACACCCUCUCGGAUAUCAACAUUCACAGGCCGAUACAUGAGGUGUCUGCGGCUAACGCGCGUCUCACACAAGUGUGCGGACAUUGGCGAGCGGUCGCGUUGGCUUCUUCCGCGCUGUGGACAAGCAUCCCUUGCUAUUACCCUCGCAUGACAGAAGAAUACAUCAGGAGGGCGGGAACCAGGCCAGUCGAGGUCGUGACAAAUCAGCCCAAUAGCGAUGCGCUGGCUCUUGCCCUCGCUGCGAUGGACCGCGUGCGCCACCUCGACGUCCGAACCCGUGCGGGUGCGAUGGAAAGUAAUUCACGGAGGCUUUCUAUGCCCGCGCCGGUCCUCACCCGUUGCUCGCUGUCCGUCACCGACGCCGCGUUGUCGUGGCUCCCUGAUGAACUCUUCGGAACUCACGCUCCUCAACUCCGCUCCCUAAUCCUUCAGGGCAUCGCCAUCCGUUGGGAGGCUUUAUCCACGAAUCCCAUUCUAUGCAACCUCACGACUCUAGCUCUAGAAGCCGUGCCGAGCGCUCAGCGGCAAGAACCAGAGCAGGCAUUGACCCUUCUUUCUCAAAUCCCCUCUUUGAAGAGACUUCACCUCGUGGACGCCCUUAAGGGGGUCGACCACAUCCCGUCGGACAAGUCAGGCCCUACCGUUUGGCUGCCUCAGCUCCUGGCGUUGCACAUCGCCGCACCGACCACGUCCAUAUCUGCGAUUCUCCACAGCCUUCGAAUACACCCAAAGGCCAAAGUCAGCAUAUACUGCAGCACCGUUGGGGAUUGCAGUGGCAUCAUGUCCUUCAUUCGACGCUGCUCGAGAGAUUGGGACGCCGUUCACUAUGUCCGCGAUGAUUGCAACCGUGUCACAUACCGUUUCCGCGCCUACCUAUCGGCCAACGUGGAUUCCGCGGGACGUGCGCUGCUUGAUGUGACGUUCUGCACCAGCGACAUCCGGGAUCCCGAUUUCUUCGAGGUCUACGACAUUCUUGGAUCGGACGAGGUUCGAAGGCUGGACAUGAAUGGCGAUUACAUCGGGGCGCGACUGGAGCACGUAUUCCGUAGGUGCCGCAAUGUCGUCACUCUUAGCUUGCAACGCGGCUGCGUCAUCCUCCCCAUUCUCCGAUCCCUGAUGCCGGUUCCGAGCAAGGACGGGCGUGACGGCGGCGUUACAGCUCCUUUGCCAGAACUACGGGAACUACGGAUGUCCUCAGAGUUCUGGACCCCGGUGUCUGAAGAGUCGUAUUUGCGGGCAUUGGAUGAGCUACUCGACAGACGGGGCGAGACACUCGGGGCGGUGCUCUCAGUAUCGGUUGAUGACGAUGAAGGGGAACCAGCUUUCGGUCAGCACUCUCGACCAUGCAUACGUGGAUUUGCACCACUCUAA
This is a messenger RNA of Punctularia strigosozonata HHB-11173 SS5, 1574 nucleotides long. RefSeq lists its product as uncharacterized. Lineage: Eukaryota; Fungi; Basidiomycota; Agaricomycetes; Corticiales; Punctulariaceae. The transcript is spliced from 2 exons. The record is from RefSeq and is a predicted model, not a curated record. The coding region runs from base 36 to 1574 and encodes 512 amino acids.